Messenger RNA from Populus trichocarpa (black cottonwood), 651 nucleotides. RefSeq lists its product as uncharacterized. Lineage: Eukaryota; Viridiplantae; Streptophyta; Magnoliopsida; Malpighiales; Salicaceae. The transcript has a single exon. The record is from RefSeq and is a predicted model, not a curated record. The coding region runs from base 1 to 651 and encodes 216 amino acids.
AUGCAAGAGUCUACCUGGCAUCAAAAGUCAAGAGUCCAGUGGUGUAAACUUAGAGAUAGAAACACUCGUUUCUUCCAUUUAUCAGCCACAACAAGACCAAAAAAGAAUCAAAUUUUCUCUUUGGAUGUUGAUGGAACAAUUUUGACGAAACCUUCUGAUGUGAAGAUAGUUGUAUUCAAUUUCUUUAGUAAACUAUACUCUUAUCAUGAUAGACCUAAAGCCUCAUGCUGUAAUCUGGACUUUCUAAAGCUUCAGCCCUCAUCCUUGGCUACUUUAGAAAUUCCAUUCUCUGCAGAUGAGAUCAGAAUUGCUGUAUGGGAUUGUGAAAGAAACAAAGCUCCAGGCCCUGAUGGUAUUAAUUUCUUCAUCAUCAAGAAAGCAUGGAACAUUAUAGGCGGGGAUAUUGUCCGAAUGGUGGAUGAAUUCCAUCGGACAAACCUUCUUCCUCCAGGAAUUAAUAACUUUUUUGUUACCCUUAUCUCGAAGAUAAAAGGUGUCAAUAGGUUGAAGGAUUUUAGGCCUAUUAGCUUGGUGGGAAGCCUUUACAAGAUCAUUUUGAAGCUGCUAGCAACCAGAGUGAAACAAGUUAUGUCAGAAGUCAUCAGUGAUCACCAAAAUGCUUUCAUUCAAAGGAAGACAAAUUCUAGAUAG